GGCUCCUAAGCGAAUCACUUAGUCCGACCGGGGAGGAUGAGGACUCGGAGGCGAAAAUUCGAGUCUUGCUGCGUCUGCCGCAAUAUGCGAUCUUGCGCCUAAUUUCUGAAUGCUGGUUGCUCAAGGAUCUCAAUAUUGCUCGAAAUCCCAGCACAUCGGACGACGAUGAUGACGAUGACGAUCAUUGCGCUGCAGGAGCUACAAAUAACCCUGCUACAAGCUGCAAACGUCCCCCCCACUCGCGUAUUUGGGAUGAACUAGCGAUACCAAAAGCAGACGAAGGCUACUUGCCGCUAGAACUAGACCUGUAUCCAGACGAGGACAUCGCGAUAUUGCCGACAGUCCUGGAGUCGAUUGCUCACGAGUUUCCGAGCCAGAUGGAAGAAGAGCUGGAGUAUCUUUUGUCGCAGCUUGAUCGCCGUGGUUUUGAAGGGGGCGCCAUAACAGCAGCAGGAGGGACGUUGAGAGUAAAUAAAGAUGCAGGAAACGUCGCUGAAGGAGAAGCCUCAAACAGAAAAUCGGAGGUUCAUGGUGAAGACUGCGAUGAAGCGCGUCACUCAACUGCACCGGAAGAUGAAAUCUUUUCGGGCGAAGAAGAAGAUGAUAAGAACAGUGUUUCCACCGCUUGCUCUAGUACUUUGACUCCGUCGUGCCCGAUACCGGUUACAACUCUGAAAAAAGGAGAACCGACUAGUUCUAGUUCGACGAGGAUGAGCCAGAAGCACGCCGUCAACUCUGCAGAGGAUAACCGAGAAGAUGUUUUGGAUCUGCUGCUCCGGACUUGGCUGCAUGAUCGCAGCUCUUCCUCCGGGAAGCGA
Amoebophrya sp. A25 is the source of this 818-nucleotide messenger RNA. Lineage: Eukaryota; Dinophyceae; Syndiniales; Amoebophryaceae. The record is from the annotation of a GenBank genome assembly.